This is a messenger RNA of Saccoglossus kowalevskii, 1017 nucleotides long. Its product is annotated as sterol carrier protein 2-like. The record is from RefSeq and is a predicted model, not a curated record. Lineage: Eukaryota; Metazoa; Hemichordata; Enteropneusta; Harrimaniidae. Gene Ontology annotation, molecular function: acyltransferase activity, transferring groups other than amino-acyl groups.
AUGUGGAAAAACAGAGUUUUUGUCAUUGGGGUCGGAAUGACGAAGUUUGAAAAACCAGGUCGCCGCAAAGACUUUGAUUACCCAGAUAUGGCCAAAGAGUCUGGAACCAAAGCUCUAAAGGAUGCUGGGAUAUCAUUUAAAGACGUUGAACAUGCAUCAGUUGGUUAUUGCUAUGGCGACUCAACAUGUGGACAAAGAGCAGUGUAUCAACUUGGAAUGACUGGUAUUCCUAUUUAUAAUGUCAAUAACAAUUGCUCUACGGGUUCCACAGCGCUGCUGAUAGCAAAACAGCUGAUUGAAGGAGGCCUCGCAAACUGUGUCAUGGCUCUGGGAUUUGAAAAAAUGCAGUCAGGAUCUCUCGUUUUAGAGAACAUGAACCGGACAAUACCUAUGGAUAAACAUCUACAACAUAUGGCAGAUACCAGAGGUUUGACAGAGUCGCCAGUGGCAGCACAGAUGUUUGGAAAUGCUGGCAGAGAGCAUAUGGAAAGAUAUGGAACAAAGCCAGAGCAUUUUGCUAAGAUUGCAGUGAAAAAUCACAAACAUUCUGUCAAUAAUCCAUAUUCUCAAUUUCAAGAUGAAUAUACUUUAGAAGACGUACUGAAGUCACGUACGAUACAUGAACCAUUGACAAAGUUACAAUGUUGUCCCACUUCUGAUGGCAGUGCUGCAGCCAUUCUUGCAAUAGAGGAGUUCAGGCCGAAAUACCUCUAUAACAAAAGUAAAGCUGGUGAGUUCAUUGACCGAGGUGAUAACACAUAUGGUGGCAAGUUUGUUGUCAACCCUAGCGGUGGAUUAAUAUCCAAAGGGCAUCCAUUGGGUGCUACAGGCUUAGCACAGUGUUCUGAACUGUGUUGGCAGCUGAGAAACCAAGCAGACAAACGUCAGGUAUCCGGUGUAAAGGCAGCAUUACAACAUAAUAUUGGACUUGGAGGUGCAGUGGUUGUCACCGCUUACAAACUAGGUUUCCCAGAGAUGAAACAAGAACUUCAACCCAAAAUGUCAUCAAAGUUAUAA